Molecule: messenger RNA, 2586 nt
Organism: Pyrus x bretschneideri (Chinese white pear)
Lineage: Eukaryota; Viridiplantae; Streptophyta; Magnoliopsida; Rosales; Rosaceae
Product: FRIGIDA-like protein 5
Exons: 5
Coding region: 168-2381 (737 amino acids)
Source: RefSeq, a predicted model, not a curated record
CGAGCUGGUGGAGCUUCACUGCUUCAGAGAGCUCGAAGAAGAAGAAGAAGCAGCAGCAACAGCAGCUAAAGCGUCAAGCUUUGCGCCGUCCUUCCUCCAUAGCCGUCGAUUUCAAGGCCAGAGCUGAGAAAUCCCAACUCAAAGAAGAAAAGCAAACUUGAUCAACAAUGGCGAAGAUGGUUACCCGUUUGAAACAAUCGGAGUUGAUGCAGUGCAAUGGUUCCUUGCAACUGAAGGGUCUUUUGGAGAAGAUGGGCUCCGCUCGGAAUGUGCUUCAGAGCCAAUUCCAGGAGAUACAGGACGGCAUUAACUCGGAUCGGAACUCGCUCCAGACCCGAAUCAAAGAAGUUGAGGACCGGGAAACGGAGCUGGAAGCCAAAGUUGUGAACUUUAACUCGGAAAUGGAAUCGAAAGAUGAGGAAUUGCGCGAAAUCGAGAGGUUGGCAGAGGAGAAAAGAAAAGAGGUUGAUGGUAAAGAGAAACGGUUACUGGAAGUUGAGAAAUGCAUUGAGGAAGGGACAGAGAAAGUGAGCAAGUACAAUGAAGAUAUUGAGUUGAAACGGAGGCAAUUGGAAGGGUUUAAGGGGUCUAUUGAUGAGGGGAAGAGAGUGUUUGAUUUGAUGGAUAAGCAGAUUAGGGAAGCAAAGAAAUCACUCGAAGAAUGUCAGGAAGAGAUGAAAUCGAAAAAUGAGAGACUUCGGCUGAUUCAGAAAUCAAUGGUGGAAUGCUCUAAGACACUUGAAUCGAGAGAGAAAAUGAUCAGGGAAAUCGAGGUGAAGGCGAAAGAUUUUGACAUGCUUAAGAAAUCCAUGGAGAAGUGGUUUUGUAAACUUGAAUCGAAAGAGAUGGAACUCGAAGGAUGGGUGGGGAAGCUUGAACUGAGAGAAAAAGAAGUUGAGUCAAAAGUUGAAGGACUCAGUUUGAUUGAGAGUAGGGUUAGUGAAUGCCUUGGUGAGGUUCGGUUGCAAGGAGAGCAUUGUCAUUCACUCAGGAAGUUGAUGCAAGAACGGCAGAAGGAAUUGGAAUUACAAGAAAAGUCGUUACAAGAACGUUCUCGUGGACUUGAAACGAAAGAGAAGCAAUUUGAAGAACAGAUCAGGGAGCUCAAAUUGAAACAGAAAGAAGUUGAUUCCAUGAAUCAAGAGCGCCAAAAGCAUAUGAAUUUAGAAGAAAAUUUGUUGCGAGAACGAUCCCGUGGACUUGAAAUGAGAGAGAGGCAACUUGAAGAACAGGUCAAGGAUCUCAAAUUGAAACAAAAAGAAUUUGAUUCGAUUCAAAAAUCCACGGAGGAACACAUCCAAAAUCAAAAGUGUAAGGAGAAGACUAUCAAGGCUAUAGUUGCUAUGCAAGAACAGGCUACUGAACUACUCCAGGCCUUUGGUAUCAUAAAUCAGGCACCUGCGGAAAUCAACGUUUCUUUCCCUGUUAAACUUGAGCAACCAGAAUCUUCACAUGUCAGAAAUGCAGCAACUUCAUCUUCUCCAAAUCUUUCACUAAGUGAGAACCAGCCAAUGCAAAACAGAAUGCUUGCAGUUUUACAAAGGUCAACUGACCCAGCAAAUCUUUUUUUGAAGCUGAUGCAAGAAUCUUUUAAUGAGCGCUGGGGAAACGGAUGUGUUGGUUUUGAAGAAUCUUUCAUGAAGAAUCAUAUUUCCAUGUUGAAUGAUCUAAUGAAAGUUAAACCGGAUGUUGGACCUAUUGUGAAAGAAGAUGCAGUAAAGCUAGCAGUCCAGUGGCAAGCAAAAAUGAGAGCUGAUAUCGGAAAUUCAAUGGAGAUUUUGGGUUUUCUGCAGUUUAUAGCUACAUAUGGACUCCUUUCUACUUUAAAUGGAGAUGAUAUUGUAAAGCUUCUUGGGAUGUUAUGUCAGCAUAAACCGGCUACAAAGUUAUGUCAGACACUUGAGUUUGCGGAUAAGAUAUUACCUGAUGUUGUUCAGAAUCUCAUUGAAAGGAAGGAGGUCAUCGACGCUGUUAAAUUCAUGUGUGCCUUCAAGUUAAAUGACAAGUUCUCGCCCGCACUACUCUUGAAAGAAUAUGUGGAGGAUGCACGAAAGUCCUACCGCACAAUAUGGCUGGAAGAAGAAUCACUUGAUGAAAAGGAUGAAAUUUUAGGGAACCAAAUAGCUGAGCUGAGAGAUCUGAUUCGAUACAUCAAAGAUCGCAAUCUCGAGUCUGAGUUCCCGUCCAAGGAAAUUGAAUCAGAUAUCGUUAAGCUGGAACAACUUAAGGAGAAUUCGGGAAGUUCAAUGCCAUCUGUUGUCCCCAAGGAUGAACAAGAGCACGAAAAAGGGAAGCGUAGAAGGAGCCGUUUACCCAUCAGGACUGAACCUGAACAAUGCCGUAAAAGUAAACGUCUCAGGCAGAUGAAGGAGGAGCCAUGAUGGACCGUGUACAAUGUACAUCCUGGUUCCGAAAACCAUCCCUGUACUGUGAACCUAGAAACACUUCUUACUUUUAGUGACGGAAAAUUGACAGUUUUGUCGUGAUAUGUAUCUAAUUUGACUAAAUUUUAGGCUCUUAGCUGGAGCAGGGUCACUUUGUCAAUUGUCAUCUUUUAUAUAAAAAAUCGACCACGCCUUGUCUGCA